AUGAAAAAAUCGCAAAAUGAACUUUUAGAAGAAGCUUUGUAUUGUUGGUUCCUACAAAAACGAUCAACUGGGCAACCGAUAUCUGGACCUUUGCUCUGUGAAAAAGCAUUACAGCUAAAUAAAAAAAUAGGUAGUGAUGAAUCGUUUGUUGCAAGUAACGGUUGGUUGUACAGGUUUAAAUCUCGUCAUGGAAUUCGCGAAUUGGAAAUACAAGGUGAAAAAAUGUCAGCGGAUGUAGAUGCAGCAAAUUCUUUUAAAGAUGGUUUUAAGAAAGAAUUGGAUAAAAAUGACUACGACUUGGAUUUUCUUUAUAAUGCUGAUGAAACUGGAUUAUAUUGGAAAUCAUUACCAUCAAAAUCUUUAGCGUCUCAGCGAGAGAAUUCAGCUACUGGAUAUAAAACUAGUAAAGAGCGAGUAACAAUAUUAGUUUGCGCUAACGCUACCGGGACCCAUAAAAUUCCUUUGCUCCUCAUCGGAAAAUCCAAAAACCCCCGAUGCUUCAAAAAUAUCAGGGUACCCUUAAUUUAUAAAAACCAAAAAAGCGCAUGGAUGAACUCCGAAAUAUUCAUUGACUGGUAUGACAACAGUUUUAUCCCUGAAAUAAAAAAAUAUCAAAACGAAAUUGGAAAAGAAGGAAAGGUUCUACUUUUACUGGAUAGUGCGCCGACCCAUCCUUCGGCUGAACUGUUAGAAAGAGAAAAUGGAAGGUUUAAAGUAAAAUUUUUGCCUCCUAAUGUGACAUCGUUGAUACAACCAAUGGAUCAAAGUAUUAUUGAAACAUUGAAACGACUUUAUAGAAAACAAUUUUUACGUAGAUUGUUAUCUGUUGAUGAAGAUAACGUACAAGUUGUUUUAUCAUUUUUGAAGCAAAUGAGUUUAAAGGAGUGUUGUUACAUGGUUGUAAAUGCGUGGGAUUUGAUUGAAAGGAAGACUCUGGAAAAAGCUUGGAAUAGAAUACUAAAACGGGAGAACGAAUAUUCAAUAACUAACUCGGAUGAUUCUAUUUUGGUGGAUAUAAAUGAGCUAAUGUCAAAUAUACAAAUAUGCAAGGAAUGUGAUGCUGAUGAUAUGAAAGAGUGGCUCACUUGUGACAGUAAUGAUCAAGGUUUUCAAAUCAUGUCGGAUGACGAAAUUGUUGAAAACAUGUUGCAGGUAAACGAACAGCAAGAAAUGCAAGAUGAAACAGAAAAAAAUGUAGAUGUGGAAAAUGAUGCAGGACCAUCUCAUGCGGAAGCAUUUCAGGCGCUAGAAAUAGCUCUUAAAUGGUAUGAAAAACAAACAGAGUGUGAUACUGUGAGUUUACUACAGCUAAAACGAAUUCGUGAUGUAGCAGCAAUAAAGAGAAAGAGUGGCUUACGUCAAAUGACAAUUACCAAAUAUUUGAACCCAAAU
Molecule: messenger RNA, 1392 nt
Organism: Brenthis ino (lesser marbled fritillary)
Lineage: Eukaryota; Metazoa; Arthropoda; Insecta; Lepidoptera; Nymphalidae
Source: the annotation of a GenBank genome assembly